UCUAGAGCUAGAUGCUGGGGGUUAGGUACUCUCUGCCGCGGAGCUAGCCGCAUAUACAGGCAGCCAGCAAGCUUGCAAUAUAUCUUGGCGAGAAUACAGGCUGCAUGGCACGGUCCCCUCCGUCCUGUGUAUGUUGAUCUACGAUGUGGGGGCCCCUAGAUAUAAAGCCAGCCCUGCCUGCCUCUUGGCCCUGACCUGAUGUUCUUGUAUCCGACACCAGGAAGCAUCGCCGCGACAAUUGAAAGCAUGUCUUCCACACGUCCCCUAGAUCGCCUCUUUGGCAUCAAGGACAUCGAGAAUCCGCGCGUCGUCACCUCCGACAAAUACGAUGGCGCCUACGUUGAGGUAGAGCCGACAACCGCGGACUACUUCCGCGAACAUGCGCCAACUGCCGAUGGCGUACGUCGGUACAUCCGCAGCCUCUUCCCCUUCUUGGGCUGGAUUGCCCAUUACAACCUCACAUGGCUGUUGGGUGACUUCAUUGCCGGUGUCACGGUUGGCUUCGUUGUCGUUCCUCAGGGUAUGGCGUAUGCCCUCCUUGCCAAUCUCCCUCCCGAGUUUGGCCUGUACACGUCGUUCGUCGGCUUCUUCUUGUAUUGGGCCUUUGCCACGUCAAAAGACAUCACCAUCGGUACCGUGGCCGUUAUGUCUACCAUCGUGGGCAAGAUCAUUCUUCGAGUCCAGGCAGAACACCCCGAAAUGGAGGCCGACACAAUUGCCCGAGGCCUUGCGCUCAUAUCCGGAGCGAUCCUUCUCUUCAUCGGAUUGAUCAGAUUCGGCUUCAUCGUCGAGUUCAUUCCCUUGGUCGCCAUUGCCUCCUUCAUGACCGGCGCAGCCCUCAACAUCGGCUCUGGCCAGGUCGCCGGCCUGAUGGGCAUCAAGGGCGUCAACACUCGCGAGGCGACGUAUAAGGUCAUCAUCAACACCCUAAAGGGCCUUCCUCGCACCAAGCUCGAUGCCGCCAUGGGCUUGAGCGCCCUUUUCGCUCUGUACUUCAUCCGCUUUUUCUGCAACUUCAUGGGUCGCAGGAAUCCCAAGAAUCAGAAACUGUGGUUCUUCAUCUCGACAUUGCGCAUGGCCUUCAUCAUGAUCAUCUAUAUCAUUAUCAGCUGGGCUGUCAAUCGACACGUCCAUAAGGCUGCCGAUGCCAAGUUCAAGAUUCUAGGCACUGUGCCGAGUGGAUUCCGGCACGCUGGUGCUCCUAAGAUCGACACAGAGCUCCUCGGCGCCAUCGCCGGCGAUAUCCCAACAACUGUCAUCGUCUUGAUUAUCGAGCACAUCGCCAUCUCAAAGUCCUUUGGCCGGGUCAACAACUACAUCAUCAAUCCCUCGCAGGAGCUUGUCGCGAUCGGCUUCACCAACCUGUUGGGCCCCUUCUUGGGUGCCUACCCCGCCACCGGAUCUUUCUCCCGUACGGCCAUCAAGUCCAAGGCCGGUGUGCGCACGCCCCUGGCAGGUGUCUUCACCGCUGUCCUCGUGCUCCUGGCCUUGUACGCCCUCACAUCUGUCUUCUUCUACAUCCCAUCGGCCUCUCUGUCAGCACUGAUCAUCCAUGCGGUCGGCGAUCUGAUCACGCCCCCCAAGCAAGUAUACCAGUUCUGGAGAGUGUCACCCGUCGAGGUCAUAAUCUACUUUGGCGGUGUCUUGCUGUCUGUCUUCACCACCAUCGAGAACGGCAUCUACCUCACCGUGGCUGCGGCCGGGGCUGUUCUACUCUUCCGCCUGGCGAAGAGCAGGGGAAGGUUCGUUGGUGAGGUCAAGGUCUUCACCACGCCCAGAGACUCCCUCACGCACGGUUCCACCAGUACCGUCACCGGCGAGGGGAAUCCCAGGGAAAUCUUCGUGGCCCUCGACGGGACGGACGGUUCGAACAAGGAUAUCGACGUGCAGCAGCCGUACCCCGGUGUGUUUGUCUAUCGGUUCACUGACGGCUUCAACUAUGCCAACUCGGCCUACCACCUGGACUACUUGACCGAAUACAUCUAUAGCAAGACGCGCCGAACAGAACUGGACAAGUUCGCCAAGCUCGGGGACCGCCCCUGGAACGACCCCGGUCCGCGCCGCGGCCAAGCCGCCUACUCGGACGAGAUCGCCGCACGCCCGCUCCUCCGUGCCAUCAUCUUCGACUUCUCCGCCGUCAACCACGUCGACACCACGGCCGCCCAGGCCCUGGUCGACCUGCGCAACCAGUUCGACCGCUACACGGCGCCCAACAGGGCCGAGUGGCACUUCGCCGGCAUCGGCAACCGCUGGACGCGGCGCGCCCUCGUCGCCUCGGGGUUCGGCUACAACAGCGGCGGCGACGGCGGCGACUCGGAAGCCGGGUCCGACGGCGACGGCAAGGAUCCGCGGCCCGAGCCGCUCGUGGCCGUCGCGCCCGUCGCGGGGGCAUCCGCCGGCAGCGCGGCGCACAGCGUCGAGGCCAAGGCCGCCGCCGCCGUCCCCGCCGCGGACGAGUCGGGCAAGGAGGAGAUCUCCCCCGUCGUCACGCCGGCCCGCGCGAGGACCCACGAGGGCAGGCUCGUGCCCGUGUACGGCGUCAACAGGCCGUACUUCCACGUCGACGUCGCGACGGCCGUCGAGGGCGUCGUGCGGGGCCUGUCGUGGGCGUCUUAGACGGGUUGUCGCUUUUGGAAAUUCUGGGUUUGCGGCCUUGCGCCGUGUCGUUGUGUUGUCGUUAUUUGUUUAAUUCCCUAGAAAUACCUUAUGUUUAGUUCUAGUAUUGGCAAAAUAUCCACUUGGUUUGGCCUCUUCGGCCGAGGAACUAGUUUUGUUUUUCCUCCUCUUCGAUGUUCUUGAAGACUGUCCAGCUGUUGGGCUAGCCGUGAUGGAUAUUCCCGUCUCCUGCCUCACCAUGGAACAGCUAUGGGGCCGGCGCCAAGCCGGAGCUAAGACUAAGCCAAGAG
Messenger RNA from Phialemonium atrogriseum, 2906 nucleotides. RefSeq names its product sulfate permease. Gene Ontology annotation, biological process: transmembrane transport. The transcript has 5 exons. The record is from RefSeq and is a predicted model, not a curated record. Bases 199 to 2616 code for a protein of 805 amino acids. NCBI's taxonomy places the organism in Eukaryota, Fungi, Ascomycota, Sordariomycetes, Cephalothecales, Cephalothecaceae. Gene Ontology annotation, cellular component: plasma membrane. Gene Ontology annotation, molecular function: secondary active sulfate transmembrane transporter activity.